AGAUCGGUGAACCGCGUCGGUUCCGGCUCUCUGCUUUCGCUUUCGUGGUGUCGAAAGAACGGAACGGAAUACGGAGCCUAUAUAAAAUCUACCCGCUUGCGCGUAUACACGCACGUGUAUACAUACGCACGUGUUCGGCAACAUUCAUCAUACGUACAUCGAUGUUCUAGGUAUCAUAAGUAAUUCGCGAGUACUCGGAAAUAUCGCGGGCCGGCGUAAAAGUGAAAUGUACCGGUGGUACAUUAAGGCCGACAAUAAAAGCGGCCUUACGAAACCACCUGUAUUAAAAAAAAAAAACGGAUUAUCGUUUCCUUAGAUCGUGCAACUACUGCUCCUGCACUGCGUCGUCGUGCGAUAUGCUACAUCCUAUACGAUAUUGGAUCGACGCCGAGGAAAACCGCGACCGGUGCCAAGGAUCAUUCCCAAACAGUAAGACGUCGGUUGCCCGUUGACGAACCGGCGGCGCCGAGUGCCAAGGAAAUCUUCCGGACUCGACUGGAAAGUCAGUCGCCGCUGGCCGCGAAAGAGAGCGACGACGACGGCGGACCGAAAGAUCGUGAGAUAAACACCACCGCCGGCGACGUCUUGCAUCGCGAUAUCAAAUGGCCCGAAUGGGGCAGCGGCAACGGCGGCAACUGGAACCCAAGUUGCGUCAGGGUCGCCCAAGCUCAGGUCUCCGGUAUAACCGGCAAAAGGGGCCGACCGUUCAAGGAUCGAGGUUUCCUCCACGUCCUUGGCAGCCUGUCGGUUGUGCUGUUCGGCCCCGGCGAGUACGCCACGACAAUCUCGACACGCUUCCGAGCGAGGAAGGACCGGUCCCGUUUAAAUGCGACUGCUUUAAGUCUCCGUUGAGAUUGUGGGGAUGUAUCAAGUCUAUCAACGAAUCGAUAAUGACAUUUAUCGUGCCCGGUCUCAACGACUGGGCGAAUCGGUUGGAACCGGAAAUAUGCCGCAUCCAAAAGCAGAGAUCUGCCGAAACCGUAACAGUUCUUGACGAUGAUACGACGCCCGUAUCUGCCGAAUCCACCGAUCGUUCGACAGUAUCCCCGACCGCCACGUCGCUCGAUGAUUAUUAUGAAACUGUAGAAAACCACGGCAAGAUAGACAAUGUUAGUAAUGACAGAGCUGAUAAUGACGGUCUAUUGAUUCUUGAAAUUCACGACGAAAAAUUAAACGACACAGCAAAGAUACAAUAUACUUAACGAAGUAAAGAUUGAUUCUGGAUACUCGAAGGUAGUAAAUUGGUCGCGUAAUAAGACCCUUGCGACUUAAUUAAUGUCCCGAUAAGUAUAGGAUAUGGACGUUAUUAGAAAUUAAACAACACAGUAAGAAAUUAAUUUAAUGCUCGACUGACCAUUGUGCCAUAUUCGUAGACGCAAAUGAUUUCUUCAUACUUUCAUUUCGCAGAACCAAAGAUUGAGAUAAUAAAAUCUAAUUUAUAUUAAAAAAAAAAUAAAUAUAUAAAUAGUAUUUUAAAAGAAAUUCGAACAUUUUUGAUUAAAUAAGCAUUUAGUCAAACAUGUGAGAGGACCAGCAUCGCGGAAAAACGUCUAUAAUAA
Molecule: messenger RNA, 1559 nt
Organism: Temnothorax curvispinosus
Lineage: Eukaryota; Metazoa; Arthropoda; Insecta; Hymenoptera; Formicidae
Exons: 2
Coding region: 603-1202 (199 amino acids)
Source: RefSeq, a predicted model, not a curated record